Messenger RNA from Paraglomus brasilianum, 324 nucleotides. The record is from the annotation of a GenBank genome assembly. Lineage: Eukaryota; Fungi; Glomeromycota; Glomeromycetes; Paraglomerales; Paraglomeraceae.
GUACAUCAUCAAUUUGUUGAGGAAUUUGUGCAAGAUGCGGAAACCAUAGUCUUGUUGAUGGUCGUUUACAGCAAUGACAAGUCGGAAGUUUGCUUUCUGUACCAGGAUGAGCGAUGUCUUGUAUUGAAAUCGAUGGAUAUACUUGGAAUAAAGCAUACGUCGAUAGAUCUUCCUGUACAAUCCAGACAGCUUUUUCUGGAUAUAGAAGUUGGCCACAGUAUAUGCAAGGAAGACAAGGGAAUUGAUUAUAGUGGUCAUCAAAUAAUUGUAAAAGUUUUUUCUGAAGACGCCGAGAUGGUUUCCAUACAGGAAUGGUGGAAAUAG